AUGGGGCUCAUUCACAAAUACAAGGUCAACAUAUCUGGGACGACCUCCGCAAACACCCGAUCACAUGCUAUUCGGCGGAGUAUUGCUCGCAAGAUCCGCCUUCUGGUCCUAAAGUAUCGCGACGCGUGGCGCGCCCUUUUGAUACUCAGCCCCGACGGGAAGUGGAAGACCUUUCUUCAUGAGCUUCACAAUGACGAUGUUCGUGGCCCUUACCCAGAGGAAAACGAGAGCGAAGGACGCCGCGAAGACUCCUGGAUUUGGCGCUCGCGAGGACACGUCGUCCGGCAGGCUCUCAUGCUCGACACUUCCUCUGGCGAUUGCGCGCUCAAUCCUGACGAAGAGCUUGAUGAAACGAUGCUAUAUAUGUGGGCAGGUGCUCGUGCUCGUGCGCUUCGAUGGAGUGAAGAAGUGCAGCUCCUGGCGGAAGAAAUGCGGCGUGUCGUUGCAUUCCUCCAUUGGCAGGCAGACACAUGGGAGUCCAAGAAGGGUGCCCGCUCUCGCACUGAUGCAGCCAUCCCAUGUACUCCAGACACAUCUCGUGGCGCAGACUGCUACGCUUUCCGCCAAGCCGAUCUUUGUCGUGCGCUCGCGGCCGCUUUCGUCCGCCGAUGGAAGCCGUUAUUGUUUAGGGCCGGCCUCGGACAGCCGUGGAUCUCUCGAUAUUCAACAACCCAAUCGAAGACCGCAAUUGUUCCCCAGGUUUCACCUGCGUCCCAAAGGACGGCAUCCUCAGAGGAUGCGGAGCUUACACCAAGUGCUGUUGCAGCGGGGAAGCAACGGGAUGUAAAUGUUGCGGAGAAAGAAGACGGACCGGAUGCCGCUGAGGGGCAGGGAGAGGAGGAGGUCCAGGAAGACCAGGAUGGCGAAGAGCACAUGGAGAACGGCGAGGAUGGAGAGGAAGGGGAAGGAGAUGUCGCUACCUUGGACGCUAUGGACUACAGCAUGUAUCUUACAACAGACUGA
This is a messenger RNA of Punctularia strigosozonata HHB-11173 SS5, 963 nucleotides long. RefSeq lists its product as uncharacterized. The transcript has a single exon. Lineage: Eukaryota; Fungi; Basidiomycota; Agaricomycetes; Corticiales; Punctulariaceae. The coding region runs from base 1 to 963 and encodes 320 amino acids. The record is from RefSeq and is a predicted model, not a curated record.